Messenger RNA from Papilio polytes (common Mormon), 1232 nucleotides. RefSeq lists its product as uncharacterized. The coding region runs from base 11 to 1171 and encodes 386 amino acids. The transcript has 3 exons. The record is from RefSeq and is a predicted model, not a curated record. NCBI's taxonomy places the organism in Eukaryota, Metazoa, Arthropoda, Insecta, Lepidoptera, Papilionidae.
GACAGCAACGAUGGCAGACGCGCUUGCACUUGAACAGCUUGUAAGAGAGAAGCUCGACGAGCGGCCGCGACCGGACGUGAAAGUUGAGAGGUUCGACAGCGGCGGCGCCAACUACACCUCUGCACUAUUCAAAAUACUCGUCUCGAGAAGCGGAUGGGACGAUUUGCAUCUGUUUGCGAAGGUUGCCUCCUUCAGCGAGGCAAUGAGGACGAAGGUGAAUGCCGAUUGGAUCUAUACCAACGAGCAGUUCGUCUACACGAGAAUAGUUAAGAUCUACGACGAGCUCCAACAGAGCUACGACAUCCCGCUGGAACAUCGGUUUCUCUUCCCCAAAUACUUCGGCCACAGCUCGACGCACGGCCACGAGGCGAUUGUGACCGACGACCUGAGUGUGCUGGGAUAUAAAUCAUACGACAGACUCGCCUCCAUGGACUGGGAGUACGCUUCCAAGUCGGUAGAAACUCUGGCCAAGUUUCAUGCAUUGUCUAUGGUAUUUGCACAUGAACAACCCGAAGAAUUCGAGAAGAUAGCAGCGGAGAUGCAGUAUGGUAUCGGUGUGAGCGGGGAUGAGGCAGCAAAGGACAUUUAUGUGAAGGUGGUGGAAAGUUCUUUAGCGACGCUGCCUGAGGAUUGCAGAGACAGAGUGAGGAAGGUAGUCUACAGCGAGGACGUGAUGAAGUAUCAUAACAAGCCAGUGAAAAAAGUCGUUCUGGCGCACGGCGACUUUAGACUCAGCAAUUUGCUGUUUAAAAAAAAGGAGGAAGGUCUACUGGUACGCACUGUUGACUACCAGAUGAUGCACGCCGGGUGUGCGCUCGCAGACCUCAUAUACUUCAUUACCGUGGGUUCAGACAAGCAGUUCCGAGAGAAAUACUUCUACAAACUCAUAGACUUUUACCGGCAGCAGUUGCAACUUGCGCUCUCAAGGUUUUCUCUUGACAUUGAAGACGUAUAUCCCAAGACGAUGUUUGACGAAGAACUGUCUGUGAUUCUGUCCCACGUUGUUGUGAUCGGCGUGAUGAUAUUGCCAUCAGUGAUAGCGGAUGUAGACGAUGCCCCUAAGGCGGGCAGUAACUUCGACGUCUUCGAGUCGAUGGUUAAACCUGGUCGGCUGUAUACGGAGCGAUUUAACGAACUCAUCCAGGACUGUAUUGACUGGGGCGUUGUAUGACUUACGCUGAUACGAUAGAGUUGGAAAUUAUCUAGGGCUAACAUCUUAUCUUGUUUAGUUG